Pocillopora verrucosa is the source of this 557-nucleotide messenger RNA. RefSeq lists its product as uncharacterized. The record is from RefSeq and is a predicted model, not a curated record. Lineage: Eukaryota; Metazoa; Cnidaria; Anthozoa; Scleractinia; Pocilloporidae.
AUGGUUGCACAAUUUGUUAAGACGUGUUUUGUGCUUAUGAAUUUAGCUGGUGGUUUUAGUUUCCUAGUGGCUGAUUCUGUGAAAAGGAGUCAUUUACAAGAUCACUUGCGCGUGCGAAGAGGAUUUCGCUCAUAUUUUUACAACUAUUUGGACGAAAUUGCCAUGGCAACGUGUGCAGCCAUUCCUAGUAACGGACCAGGCCUGAUAUAUGCUGUCAGACGGACCUGUGGAGAGAAACCCGACUGCAAGCACAUCUGUACCGACAAAAAGUUACGAGAACAAGGACCAAAGGAAGUACAUAACCUUACCUGGGAUUGUACUGAGUCUUUACACGUCUACAAAAGGCAACCUGCCCUAGCGGACAAUUAUGAUGAAUAUACAGAUUCUCACAAACUAGGCUUGGCUGUGUUUCGCCAUCAUUCUUGCACUGUGGCUGAUUGUGGUCCAAACUACUGCUGCUGUAGAGCUGUUGCACUAUGAAUUUCCCCUGACCUCAUUACAUUCUCUAUUUGUUAACUGGAGAGAUCAUUUACUAUGCAGCUUUUCUGAACCCCUAA